Messenger RNA from Penicillium canariense, 1386 nucleotides. RefSeq names its product putative phosphatidylglycerol specific phospholipase C. The transcript is spliced from 2 exons. NCBI's taxonomy places the organism in Eukaryota, Fungi, Ascomycota, Eurotiomycetes, Eurotiales, Aspergillaceae. Gene Ontology annotation, biological process: phospholipid catabolic process. Gene Ontology annotation, molecular function: hydrolase activity, acting on ester bonds. The coding region runs from base 1 to 1386 and encodes 461 amino acids. The record is from RefSeq and is a predicted model, not a curated record.
AUGAAGACCAACACUCUGCUUCCCAUUCUGGGUCUCUCCGGCAGCGCAGUCAGCGCGGCCGUGGCCCACAAAUCCCAGGGGCCCUUCGGUUACGCGUCCGGCUCCAAGCAGUCCGUGGCCAACCUGAAGGACAAGGUUGAGAAUGUUGUCUGGAUCGUGCUGGAGAACCGCGGAUUUGACAACAUGCUCGGCGGUGUCCACAAGGCCGGCCUGGACAACGUCGUCAACAACAAGCCCUACUGCAACCCCGUGCAGGUGAACGACCCCAACAGCCAGCAGAUGUGCAGCCAGUACAAGGACUUUGACUCUGUCAUCCAUGACCCCGACCACUCCGUUACUGGCAACAACUUCGAGUUCUAUGGCACUUUCAGCCCCGACAACGAGGCCAUUGCCAACGGCACUCUGAAGCCCAGCUUGAACGGCUUCGUCGAGCGCCAGAUGGCCGCGUACCCGUCCAUCUCCGCCCAGCGCGCCACCGAGGAGGUCAUGGGCUACUACUCCGAGAGCGAGAUCCCUACCCUCAUCGAUCUCGUUGACGAGUUCACCACCUUCAACUACUGGCACUCCUGUGUGCCCGGCCCCACCAACCCCAACCGUCUCUGCGGCCUUGCAGGCACUGCUGAUGGUCACGGCUACAACGACGAGAGCUUCGACGUCUCCGGCGUCGACACCACCAGCAUCUUCGAAGUCGCCUCUGAGAAGGGCAUCUCAUGGCGCAACUACGACGGCACCAACGGCGCCUUCCUGGCAGACGCCCUGUUCUUCAACUGGACCGCCGCCAACGCCAAGUCCAACGUCGUCCCCCUCGAGAACUUCUACCAGGAUGCCUACCUGGGCCUGCUCCCGCAGCUGUCCUACAUCAACCCGUCCUGCUGUGGCCUGAACACCAACUCCAUGCACCCCUCCGGAAACGUUUCCUUCGGCCAGGUCCUGCUCAAGCAGGUCUACGACGCCGUCCGCACCGGCCCCCAGUGGGACAAGACCCUGCUGCUGAUCACCUACGAUGAGACUGGUGGUUUCUUCGACCACGUUGCCCCUCCCUUGGCCGUGCGCCCCGAUAACAAGACCUACACCGAGACCGCGAAGGAUGGCAGCAAGUACACUCUGGAGUACAACCGUCUGGGUGGCCGUAUGGCGACCUGGCUCGUUUCCCCCUACGCUCCUCAGGGCUACAUCGAGAACUUCGGUGUUGACCCCGUCACCGGCCAGUCUGCGUCCUACUCGUCUACCUCUGUCCUGAAGACUCUGGGUUACCUGUGGGACCUGGAGGACUUGACCCCCCGUGUGCAGCACUCUCCUGCCUUUGACCACCUGAUUGGCCCCAAGCCUCGCCGCUCGACUCCGAGCUCUCUGGCCAACCCCAGCGUCUUCCCUGAUGCUGUUUAA